This is a messenger RNA of Nicotiana tabacum (common tobacco), 639 nucleotides long. Lineage: Eukaryota; Viridiplantae; Streptophyta; Magnoliopsida; Solanales; Solanaceae. The record is from RefSeq and is a predicted model, not a curated record.
UGCUCAGUCCUAGGCAGCAUUGCUGUUCAGGUUGGCACUACAGAUGCUUUAGCCUUUUUUUUGCCUGGAGUUGUUAGUCAAAUUGGCAAAGUUUUGCAUAUGUCGAAAACAUUCAUUAGUGGGGCUGCUGGGAAUGCAGAAGCUUUGGACCAAGCGAUUAGAAGCUUGGCAGAAUUUCUUAUGAUAGUUCUCGAUGACAAUUCUAACUUGCCUUUUCUUGAUCCGUCCCUUGAUGAUGUCAAGAAAGAGAAAUCACCAGUGGCGUUUCUGGAAGCACUUCGUCAUUUGCUCUCUACUAUGCAUGAUCAAAAUUUGAGUGAGGCUGUUGACAGAGGCACCCUUGUACUUAGCUCUACAGAGAGGGAAAGUGUCAGUCCUAGAAACGUGAAUGGAUCUUUGCGUGUAAUUCGUACAAAAGACUGGAUUGUUGAUACCUCGUCGCAUGUUGAUAAGCUGUUAUGCGCAACUUAUCCCCAUCUUUGCAUGCAUCCAAGCAGAAAAGUAAGACAAGGACUCUUGGCGGCAAUACAGGGACUCUUAUUAAAAACCAGUUGUGUGUUGAAGGGAAGCAGAUUGAUACUUUUGGUGAGGUCCAAACUGGAACUUAUAUCCUAUAAUAUUUGUAUAUCUAAUAGUUAA